Canis lupus familiaris (dog) is the source of this 2755-nucleotide messenger RNA. It is a transcript of the gene OSGEPL1, whose product is annotated as O-sialoglycoprotein endopeptidase like 1. The transcript has 8 exons. Bases 377 to 1621 code for a protein of 414 amino acids. Gene Ontology annotation, biological process: tRNA threonylcarbamoyladenosine modification. NCBI's taxonomy places the organism in Eukaryota, Metazoa, Chordata, Mammalia, Carnivora, Canidae. The record is from RefSeq and is a predicted model, not a curated record. Gene Ontology annotation, cellular component: mitochondrion.
CCUCGGGGGCGGCCCGGCGCGCCCUGGGCCGGUGGAACGCUCCCCGCAGCCGUCGUCUGCCGGCCUGUCGCUCGUCGCUCGCGUCCCGGGGCGCGUGGCCGCCGCGAAGCAGUGGGAACUGCAGAUGGACCCACUUUGCCGUUAGAGAGGAGACUUGGCGACCGUCCGGAGGGCCUCGCACCGGGACGGGGGCGCCGGGACUGUGCACGUUUAACAGUUUUUGCUGACUUCUGUACAGUCUUAUAAUCCUACAAAACUAUUGUAUUGAAAAAUCAGGUUCUCAGUAUCGGGUUUAAUUGGAUGCGUUGGUGGUCAGCGUCAGUUCCGGACAGUUUGUUUCUUCGUUUCUUUUCCAGGAAUCGUCUGUAGAGUCGGUAUGCUAACGUUGCACAAGGCAGCGGCAGCUCUUCCUAAGCCGUCAAGAAGCAGGAUGUGUGAGUUUUUAAGAAGUUUUGGCUUUGAUCCUGGAAAACUGUUUCUUCAUAAACUAAUCCUGGGGAUUGAGACCAGUUGUGAUGAUACCGCGGCUGCGGUGGUGGAUGAAAGUGGAAAGGUUUGGGGAGAAGCCAUACAUUCCCAGACUGAAGUCCACUUAAAAACAGGUGGGAUUGUUCCUCCAGUAGCUCAGCAGCUUCACAGAGAAAAUAUCCAACGAAUAGUGAAAGAAGCUCUGUCUACCAGUAAAAUCUCUCCAAGUGAACUCUCAGCAAUUGCAACUACUGUAAAACCAGGACUUGCGUUAAGCUUGGGAGUAGGUUUAUCAUUUAGCUUACGACUAGUAGACCAGUUAAAAAUACCCUUCAUUCCCAUUCAUCAUAUGGAGGCUCAUGCACUUACUAUUAGGUUGUUAAAUAAAGUAGAAUUUCCCUUUUUAGUUCUUUUGAUUUCUGGAGGCCAUUGUCUAUUGGCAUUAGUUAGAGGAGUUUCAGAUUUUCUGCUUCUGGGAAAGUCUUUGGACAUAGCACCAGGUGACAUGCUUGACAAGGUAGCAAGAAGAUUGUCUUUGAUAAAACAUCCAGAGUGCUCCACCAUGAGUGGUGGGAAGGCUAUAGAACAUUUGGCCAAACAAGGAAAUAAACUGCAUUUUGAUAUCAAACCUCCCAUGCAACGAGCUAAAAAUUGUGAUUUUUCUUUUACUGGACUUCAGCAUGUUACUGAUAGGAUAAUAACACAAAAGGAAAAAGAGGAAGGGAUCCAGAAGGGACAAAUCCUGUCUUCAGCUGCACACAUUGCUGCUGCAGUACAGCACACAACAGCGUGCCACAUUGCAAAAAGAACACAUCGUGCCAUUCUGUUUUGUAAGCAGAGAGACUUGUUACCUCAAAGUAACGCAGUACUGGUUGCAUCUGGAGGUGUUGCAAGUAACUUCUAUAUCCGGAAAGCUCUGGAAAUUGUAACAAACGCAACACAGUGCACUUUGUUGUGUCCUCCUCCUAGACUGUGCACUGACAAUGGCAUUAUGAUUGCAUGGAAUGGUAUUGAAAGAUUGCGUGCUGGUGUGGGCGUUUUAUACAACACAGAAGGUAUCCGCUAUGAACCCAAAUGUCCUCUUGGAGUAGAUAUAUCAGAAGAAGUUGGAGAAGCCGCCAUAAAAGUACCACGGUUAAAAAUGGAGAUUUGAUUUUUGCUCUUCAAAAAAUCUCUUAAGAUUGCUGGGGAAAAAGCUUUCCUUCACCAUAAAUAGUUUGAAAAGCACCACUCUAGAAUACUGGGUAAGAAGUGGAUGACUGAGACUGGAAAACUCAUAAAAUUAGGAAAAAGUUUCAACACCUCCAAGACAGAAGAGACUUAUUGGUUCUUCAAGCAUUGAAAUUGCUACAUUUUCAAGAAAUAUGACAACUAUGGAAAAUAUGGAACAGUAGUAUUUCAUCAUUACAAACUAAUGACCUACCAAAAAGAUUUUACAUCUUAUGUAAUAUAUUUAAACAUUGCUGUUAAAAAGACUUGUAAUUUGAUGAUGUGGUCUAAGAACCUUCCUCCAUGAGCUCUUAACAUUUUAUGAAGAUAUUACCUUAUCUUGUGAGUGAAGAAGAUAGAGGACAUCAGCAUAUUUAAAUCCUUCGUUUUCUUGUAAUUCAUUCUGUAACAGAUCAUUCCUUAGGACAAUGCAUGCCAAGGAAAAUGCCACUUCAACCUAAUUAAUUGAUUUCAGAAAUUAAUUUUCUUUUCAUUCAUGGUUUAUCAAAUGACAUAUUUCAUUAUAUAAACAUUUAAAUAGGAUAUACUAAUCCAAAGAUACUAUAUAGUUCACUGAUUACAAUUCUCUAAUAUUUAGAGAGUGGCAUUUAUAAUGUCUGGAGGAAUGUCCCUUAUAAGUUUUAAAAGCUGGGAAAAUAUCCUUCCUCCAUGUGCCAGCACAACCACGCAGCUCCAUUGGGAGGCCUGGGGGGAAGCAACCAGAGCCAGCUGGAAAUGUGAGGAGGUAUUCUCUUAAGUGCAUAGUUGUAUCCCUUCCACAUCUUAAAAAAAAAAAAAAAAUGUUUUUAAUUUCUGGCAUGGGAUAGGCUGUUUUGAACUGCUUGUUAGCCACUGACCGUUGAGUCAUAAGACUUCAAUGGAAUGCCUACGAAUUAAGCAAAGCACUGGGUAGUAGGCCUGAGAAAUAGUUUUCCUCCUCUAUUUCUGGGGUCAUCUGAUGCACACUCUGAAGCCUUUUAGGAGGAUGUAAAUGGACCUCAUUUAUUGUUGGAACUCAACAGAUAAGUUCUUUAAGUAUUACACAUUUCUAUGAAAAAUAUAAUGAAUUUGAAAAGCA